Penicillium subrubescens is the source of this 687-nucleotide messenger RNA. RefSeq lists its product as uncharacterized. The transcript has a single exon. The coding region runs from base 1 to 687 and encodes 228 amino acids. The record is from RefSeq and is a predicted model, not a curated record. NCBI's taxonomy places the organism in Eukaryota, Fungi, Ascomycota, Eurotiomycetes, Eurotiales, Aspergillaceae.
AUGGCACCUCCCUUACCGCGUGCCCAUUUUCUCGGCGUACCCCUUGAGAUUCGCGUGAAGAUUUAUGAGCAUUUUUUCGCCCUGUUGGGGUCAUACUGGAUCUAUUUUUCCGACGAGGAAAUGGAUAGAUGGGCUCGGAAGAUCUUCCCGACCUACCCAGGGUCUCAUCUUUUCGCAUUACUGUACACCAACCAGCAGAUUAACAUGGAGGCAAUUGCAGUUUUCUUCAGGAUAAUUACUCUCCACGUGUCUCCCGAGUUUGUACCAGGCAAUCCCAGUUCUCUGGUUGCUUUCACAGAUCGUAUUGGCUGCCACAAUGCGGCCCUUCUCUGUCGGGUAGACAUUUCGUUCCCUGCGACGGUUAAGAGGCCUGAUGGAGAUUUGGAACUCGAAGCUCCUAGCGUGCAAACACUUUGUCAUCUUAAAGCAAGAUGUCCUGGACUAACUCGACUACGAUUCUGGAAUUGCAUCUACUCUAGGAAGGUCUUCGAUCAAUAUCAGAGAAAUCCCUCGUCCGUCAGUGCGGUAUUGGCAGAAAUCAACGGAUUGGUCAGGGGUAUCGCACCACUGAGGAACAUCAUCGUCUACACCGGCGAAAAUGUCGUUUUGAGCCCAGAAUUUAAAGAAUUUUUGCACAAUCUUGGAUGGGAAAUUGAUGCUAAAAAGUAUCGCUAUUCUGAGAACUAG